Messenger RNA from Plasmodium fragile, 8361 nucleotides. RefSeq lists its product as uncharacterized. The record is from RefSeq and is a predicted model, not a curated record. The coding region runs from base 1 to 8361 and encodes 2786 amino acids. The transcript has a single exon. NCBI's taxonomy places the organism in Eukaryota, Apicomplexa, Aconoidasida, Haemosporida, Plasmodiidae.
AUGGAGAGAGAAAGUGCCAAGUGCGACGGCUCCCCUGGGGGGAUGUGGCCCAAGCAGGGUGAAAUGAAUGACAACCCAGACCUGAGCAAAACAGAAAUGUCUGAAAAAGAACCCCUAAUAAUGAUCGAACAGGAAAAUCAAAAUAAAGCACUCUGCAACUACUACAGAAAAAUAGAAAAAUACGAAAAAAAAAAAAAAAACGGAUGUGGAAAAAAUAAAGAAGAAGGGAUAAAUGUUAAUUUUGAAGAAGCAGCCAUUUUGAAAAGGGGUAACCAUGUAGAAGCAAAAGUGAUAAAUGGAAACCACAUCCAUAUUGAUAGAGUGAGAGGAGAUCAUACUGUUUAUAACUCCAUAGGUGAUAUGUACAGAGCUGUCUACGAAGAACAGAUUCAUAAUGAUGGUGACCCAGUUGUGUUCUCACGACAUGUGUCUGUUCCAAAUGGCUUCAUGAAUGAUUCUAACCAUGUGACUGAUACAAAUGAAAAUACAAGUGGACUCAGUUUGAAUUCGAACUUAAGUUUCUCUCGACAUCUUUUGAAGAAGAGGAAUGCAAGUCUGAACCCUAGUAGAGAGUACACAUGUUGUGGAAAAAAAACGAAACAAAAUUCUCCUCACCUUGAUUUGAUGCAGUGUAGGGAACCUGUUGUGGAAGGGGUUCUCACAAAUUCUGCAGAUAGAAUGAAUGGUGGUGGGAAGCAUACUGUUUUGCGCGCAGUGGAUCGACAAAGCGUGGAGGCAAAUGGGGCGCAUGGGGCGAAUGGUCUAAAUGGUGUUCAUCCUGCAGACCAUGCUGAUGGCGACGAUAACAGCACGGACGUUUAUUUUUGUUUCCAAAAUCUUCUGAAGGAAUGCAAAGUGCGCCGCGCGCAUUGUUCGCAAAUGAAGGGAGAACAGCAGCGGGACGGGGACAGUACCAAGGGGGUGGCAAACAACGCUCACUGUGUCGUUACGGUGUGUCCACUUCGUGCAGGCAAUCCCUCCCAAGGGGACAAUUUCGACCUACAAAUGAGAGGAGAUAUGCCGAACCACGCACCUGACAGGGAUCCCCCUUCUCUUACAGCACCACUGCACCGAGAAGUACGACAGAAGGAACGUGUCCCACGUGGCGGAAAGAGACUACUUAACGCAAGUGCUAAUGAAGAAGGGUUUCAUAUGAGGAAGGAAAAACCCUGUGAUAAAAAUUUGAAUUUGUUGGAUGGCUCUAAUAAAGCAUGUACCUGCCUGAGGACAAGUCCACAUGUGGCGCAUGUGGACAGUGCACACAUUCGUACAGACGUAACGGAGAAGGACGACGUGCUUAUUCACCCUAGUGGAAGCAAGAGAAGAAAAUUAGAAAUGAAUGAAACAUCGCAUGGUAAAUCAUGUCAUGAGCAUCUCGGCGUUUCGGAAGUGCGCAAAGAGGGGUAUGAGAUAAGGAAGUUACCAUUGAGUGAGGCAGCUAACUUAAGGAAUGAGGUAGAAGUGGGGAGACACCUGCCUGAUCACCCACUUCCGGGUUCUCCCCACAUAGGUAAUCAUAACAGUAGUGAUGAAAACUAUUUUGAAAAUGCAGUAGAAAGAGGGACUAUCAGAGGGGAAGGGCAGUGUGGGAAAAACGAAUGUGCUGCGCGUUGGUCGAUGCAGGCCAUGUCCAGCGGAGAAGUGCAGUCACCCCAUAAAGGGAGCGAUCGGACGGAAGACAAUGGAGAGAGUACCGAUGCGUAUUGCGAGCGGCGCGAUGACCAGAAUGAAGGUAGCAUGCGGAAUGAUGAUAUGGAGGGGGUCGUACAGAAUGGUCGCCAUAGUGUGUCACGCACCCCCGCGGCCGUCCCACAACACAGCAAAGAAGUGGCCAUCGCGGAGGAGCGCGUCUUGGUGAAGAAGGAAAUGAAGAAGCCAUUAAAGGAGGAGAAGAAGUUUUACCAAAAUCAUGGACUGUUCAGAAAUUUUGUCUUUUCGUUUAACAACCCCCCCAAGGGGGCAGAGAAGGAAGAGAAAAGCGACAAGGCCGCUACGCUCGAUAAGGCCGCAACCCCCGAUAAGGCCGCUACCCCCGAUAAGGCCGCUACACCCAAAAAGACCCCUAGAAAAUACAAGACGCUGAAAAAGGACAAACAAGUGCUGCUGGACAGCGAAGCCCGAUACAAAAAGUUCGAGGAGAAAUAUUUCUCGGAGGAGCAGAUAUCAAGUGAUUUUCAGUGGACAGAAGUGGACGGAAGUAUUUCUUCGCAUGCACAAGACUUUUUAUUUUACGAUGAGGAAGAUGUGCAGAUGGUCUCUCUAGAUGAUCUGGACCACAGCACGAUGAGCAUCAGCUCAAGCAGCAGCAGCGAUGAUGACACAAGUGCCGACACGGGUGAGGAGGAGAAACCAUGCCACCUCCCUUGGAAGGGAAACGGGCAAGUGCGUCAAGAUGGGGGCAAAGACGCCGCAAGCGAUGGCGAUGGGCAUAGUUGCAGCUUCCACACCAAGCGCCAGGUGAAGUCCACCCCAGAACCCGAGCAUAAGACAUGCAAAAAGGAGACCAAAAAAAAUUGCAGUACCCCUACGGCGGAUGAGCCAAAUGGGAGCCACCCAAGUAGUUCAGACAAGGUGAUAAAAAAAGGUCACGUGGGGCAAGUGGCCAAUGUAGAGAACUAUCACCAUCGCGCUGGAUCCAGAAAGAAAAGCAAAUCGGUCAUCAUGUAUGCCAAGAUAAUGAAUAUAAGUUAUGAGUAUGGUGCAGAUGUUUUGAAGCAGUUCAGCCACCCCGCAGUUAAUUUGUUUAAUACGAACAGAACGCAUAUUGUAAGGAAGAAGGAGAAGAAGAGGGGGAAUCUAUGCGCAUACAUGGAUGCCGAGGAGGCGGUUGGGGAGGUCAAUGAAGUGGGGCGUGAAGUGGGCAAUGCAGUGACGGAGGAAGUGGUAGGAAAAAUGGCGCAAGGAAUGGCAGAGGAAUUGGGGCAGCCUGGGAAGAAAACAAAACGCAAGUAUAGAAGAAAGCAGGAAGAUGCAGAAACAAGAAAAAAAAAAUUUAUUAACCACAAGAUAAAAAGACACUUGCUUUGUAUCAAUGCGAGAAUCGUAAUAAAGGAAUGGUACAUUGAUUAUGGAACGUCCGCCAGCAUCACCCCCUACAUCUACGUAGUCUCAGAGAAUGACAAUCGUUACAAGCUAGACAGAGUACACGAUAAAUAUUAUUCUAUGUUCACCAAAGUGAGAUUGAAGUUUGAAGUUACCACCAGAAUUGUGAAGUCUUUGCAGCUGUAUCCUAACCUUACCUACAAGGAACUAGUGGGCCACUUAACCCUGUAUGAAUGUAUUAGUAAAAAGAUGAGGAAGGCGAAGCAGGGAGGGAAGUACAGAAGGAUGAAGAAGGAGCAGAAGGAAGUGGUGGGGAAGCAGAACAAGCGGGAGAAGCAAGAGAAGAAGGAGACGAAGAAAAGGCUAACUGAACGAACAUACUCAAUGGAGAGUAGCGAAGAAGAAGGCGAUUCUGCAUCGUGGAGAAUACACCCAAAUGGUUGUUACCCCUCAUCGGAUCAGGUACCUUGCAAAAUGAAUGAACCCUGCGACAUGAGAAGAAAUGGAAGAAAGGGGAAAAGGAAACAGGAAGAAGAGACCUCCAUGGUAAGUGUAAGCUUGUCUGAAUAUAGCGGCACAGGUGUUCACACCAUGCCAGAUGGAACCAUCAGCAAGAAAUGCACAUGGGGUGCACCAUACGCUGUAUACAAGUGUAACAGAAAGGUCAUUAUCAGAUUGUACAAGUUUAUUAAAAAGGAAAUGAAAUUAUUAACACAGGGUUUCAAUAUACAGUGUUUGCUUUGCACUCCUUUCAUGAAGAUCCUAGCACACAAGUUUAAAUUAGAGCAUUGGAAGAAGCAACAAAUGAAAUUGUUAACAAGGAUGUGCUCCCUUUCGAUCAACGACCAGCUAUGCUCAGACGCUCUCCUACACUGCAAAGCAAAUGGAAUGUAUGAUACCUCUUCGAAGAAGAUGGCUCGCUUUUACCUUUUUAGAAGUUUCGUGGAGAGCCAAAAGGGGCACGUAGACAAGUAUGAGCCCUCGUGUGGGUGCAGGGGUAAGGCAAAGACGGAAGAGAAGGGGGAGUGGGGUAGGCAACAUGUUUUUAUGGAAGAUUUCGACGUUGCCUCGUCCAGUUUUUGUCCCCAAGGAGGGAGAGACACCAAACAAAAUGCCCUCACGAGGGAAGACAUAAACACGUUGCGAGGUCACAGCGAGGGGGGAAACCACACAAGGGAGAAUGGGGCGAAGUGGGUGGAACUCCCCGCCAUACGUUGCAUUUGCCACACCGCGCAUGAAAAUUAUUUUCCUCUCCAUUUGAUUGACCCCCUGAAACACGAAUCGGUGCUGAACAUAUGGGUGUUCCUUUGCACAUAUAAACAAGUGACACAUGCCAACAUAACGGUUAGCCAACUGAACCAUGCACUCCUACAAAGUACAAGUACCUUUAGUAAAGAAAAGGUUGGAGAAAUGAUUCUGCAAAGGAUACUACCUAAUGAGCAUCUGUACAAAAGUAAAGAUUUUGUAUCACGUCUUCGAAAUAUCUGUGGGGACAAAAAACACGUCACGUUUAAGGGGGUAACAAAUUGUGAGAGAAGACAAAAUAAUUGUAUAAAUGAAAUAAUGAGGGUAAUAGUGCUCGUCUUGUACAGGUCGCUGAAAAUUGAUCGGCAUGGAAGAUGCUACUCCAUCGUGGAGAAAGGAAAUGAUAUAUUUGGUAACGGGGGUCCAGGGACCAACUGGUCCUCCUACUAUAUUGUGGACCAUUUGGAAGAUCCUAUGCUGAGCGAAAUUUUAAAUUUCCCAAUUAAGAGACGCUUCACUGGGGGUGCAAGGGGAAGAAGUGAAGAAGAAGGUAACAUUUCGGGGGCGGAAAAAAUUUCUUCAGGGAAUGGCUCAAGUGCUAAUGAUGAGUUCGUGAAGGGAAAAGAUUCCUCACGAACGAACUACCAACAUGAACAGCAAAAAUGCGGAACAUGCUGUGGAAAGGGGAUAGGAGUUGACGGGGGAUAUGCACCAGUAGGAGAUGCAGAGGAGAAGGAUUGUAGAAGCCACAGGAGAAACGCAAACGGAGAAAUAAAACCAGUUGGAGAAAAACAGAGCGAUGAGACAACUAUUCAAAGUGACCCCCCUCCCCAUUUCAUCCUACACAAGAGAGACGUUCAGAACAAUGCUUAUGGAAAAAUGUUGUUAGAUGUUUUCACAGAAAGGAAUGAACAGAAAAAACUGUUCGAUCUGUGUGAAGACUUGAGGUUAUUAGACCACGUGACGUGGCCCAUAUAUUUAAAAAAAUGCCUUUUCAUGUUGUGCUAUGUAAUUAACCACUCCUUCUUACAUGACGAUGGUGGUGGUGGUGAUUGCCGUGAUGGUGGUGAUGAUUGCCGUGAUGGUGGUGAUGGCCGUGAUGGUGGUGAUGGCCGUGAUGGUGGUGAUGGCCGUGAUGGUGGUGAUGGCCGUGAUGGUGGUGAUGAUGCCCGUGGUCACGGUAAUGACGAGCAAUGGGAAGACGCCUCCAGUGAAUUAACUAUAAAGGAAAACAAGUCUGCUUACGCCAAAUUUAAUUCACUAUGGAAACCAUAUAUGUACAUUCCAUGUGAUGAAACAAAUGAAGACGAAGAACGACAGAUGGAGAGAACAACCAUCUCUGAAUGGUGUAGGGAAUUACAAAAGAUAAAAAUGCAGAAAUACAAAAUGAGUUGGGUUCCUAAUGAGGCUCAAAAUUAUUUUGCUAGCAAAAAAACUCCUUGUAGAAAAGAUAUGCUAGCCACUUUAGAUUUCCUGUGUGAAGAAAGUGCGACCUUCGAAAUGCUAAGUACAAAUGACAAAAUAGAACUCCUCACUUUUUUUAUAAAUUCAAUACCAUGUAGUAUUCUCAAAGGGGAGGGAGAAAAGGUAAAUGGGGGUGUCCUUCUGGGGACAAAUAUGAAGGGUACACAUAAUAAUGCUUCUUCUAAUGGGGUCCUAUCGAGGGAUAUAUAUACGAAGGGAGCCCUAAAGAAGGGCAGAAGUAAUGUGAGCAACGAGCGAGGGUAUGUAAGAAGCCACCUCUCACGUGAGGGAAAGAGCUAUGUGGAACGGGUCGGUGAACAUUUCGAUGUUCAGGUGCAUCUGCUAGGAAUGGAUAGACACUCCAACAAGUACUACAUUUUUGGGGAUGCCCUCGGGUGUACAGAUUGCAUAUUCGUGGAGACCCUCCCAUAUGAAUCGCAACAUAGGACAAAGAGUCUACUUCAUAAAAGAAGCGCCACUUGUAAACCGAAGCGCCCUUUCUCCGAUGACUUGAACCCACAAAAGGGUAGAACCCAAAUUGGCUACAUUGAAGGGGUGGAUAGCAUAACCCGGUUUGUGGAACUUUUGUCCCCAUCAUGUGUAGAAGAGAGGGAAUUGAAAAAGAGACUCGUUCAUGUGAGGGAAGCAUUAGUAACCACGUGUCAAGUGCACCAGGUGGGGGGUCCAUUCGAAGAAGGCACCAGUGUGGAAUAUGCAAUGAAUGGUAACAUAUGUACAAAGGAAAAAAAAGAAAUAAACUCAACCAGGGAUGCAGCGAGAGGGGAAAAGCACAGUGCACAUGAGGAAGGGAAUACUCCCACCAACGUACACUUUGCGCAUUGUAAAAAAUGCCACGGAGUAAGCGACGGAGCGGAGAUAAAAGCGGAAACAAAACGGAGUGACAAAUGCGCAAUACUGAACAAACAUGUGCAAGGUAACUGCACAGAUGUGUGUCUAGGCGAAGAAGAAAAAAGUGCCCCUCGGAAUAGUGAAGAAAUUUUGCUGGAACAAGUACUCUGUGUGACGGAGAAGCUACUCUACUUUGUAAAAAAAACCCAAAUGAUUUUGAACGAAUGUGUGCAACAAGAAUUGAGCAAGUCGGUUAACAGCUUCAUCCUAAUGUGCAUAAGAAUAUGUGUACAGGAGAAUGUAAUGAAAAAUGUUGAAUAUAUUUUUUUAAAUCUUGUAGAUCUGAUAGAUAAUAUUGAAAACUUUUUUUUCCGCCAUCACUAUUGUUUUGUUUUGAAGAAGAAAUGGAGGGAACACUUGCGAGAGCCUUGGCAAAGGGACAUGUGCUCCCUUGGGUGCCAAUAUCGCGAAGGGCUGAAAGGUAUAAACGUUUUGGAGGUAAUUCCCACUGUGUGUUUUUAUUUUAACUUUUUUAUAACCUACGGGUUGAAACAAAAAGCUAUUCACAUGUAUAGGAAGUACGGCUUGACGGGGAUGGUCUCCGAGAUGGAGGAUCAAUCAGCCGAAGGGACUGCUGCUCAACGCAAGUUACAAUAUCUGAAGAAGGUUCGAUCGCUGCUGAGGGGGACUCUUAUUAGUACCAUCAAGGGGGUGAGAGAAGAUGGCCAAAUGCAUAAUGAGGUGUACCCUGAAGAGUGUUCUCAGGACGAACCCAUAAGCGAUGUGCUUAGCGAAAUAUAUGAACUGUUACCCUACAAGGUAGACGGUAGGUAUGUGUAUUUCAAGGAGGGACAUUUAAAACACAUGCAAAUACUUUUUAACAAUAACUUUUUUUUUACCGAACGGAAUAACCUAGACAAAAUUAACACCAUAGAAAUUGUCGAGCUGAGGGAUAUCAAAAUGUUUUUAAUUCCUAAGAGGGACUUAUGGAGGUUGGGCAAGGGGAAUCAGAGUGGCUCCUGGGGCGACAACACAGGAUACACACAUCAUAUAAACGUGAAGGGGAUGGCGAGUAGCCUACUGGAAGUAGAGCGGACAGACAAGGGGAAGGAAAAUGGUUUACGAGAAAAGGCGCAGAAGACAGGUCCACUCAAUGAAGAAGAAGAAUUAUCAGACGAAGAGCAGAGAUCAUAUACAUAUCACACAGACUACAACAAAGUGCGAGAAGGGUUAUUCAAAAUUAAAGAAGUAGUGCAGAGGAAAAUAUGGGGCCCACCAAAUAAACAUAAUACAUUGUAUUUCAAACCGCUCGAGGAGUACACAAAAGUUCUUGAGGCACAAAUGGGUAGCAGUUUUUUAUGUCCUAAUUUUGCAAUACUACUAAAUGUAAAAGAGAAGCUAAAGGCGGAGGCAGCACCUGUUGAAGAAAAUACGACCCAUGGAACAUCGUUAUUGCAUAACGACAACUCAGAGGAGACCUUCGUCUACGUGUGCCAACUGCAAUGCGUAAUAUACCCACCUGAGCAUCUGGAGGAAGGCACGGAAGAAUAUAUGAAGCAGAUAAAUGAACCAUUCAUUAAAUGCGAGAGGUACAUUGUGGCUCAGUGGAGAUUCCUUACUCUGAACAUAUGCAUUACGGAAAAUAUGCAGACUGUUUUGUAUGUUUUUCCGUUGGGUCCCUCGGCUCCUCCCUCUCCCUGGUGGCAUAUUCCCAUUUGUGCAGAAGACUGGAUGACCAAAGGGACUUCAAGUGCGGAGUAA